Molecule: messenger RNA, 992 nt
Organism: Rana temporaria (common frog)
Lineage: Eukaryota; Metazoa; Chordata; Amphibia; Anura; Ranidae
Product: olfactory receptor 2D3-like
Exons: 1
Coding region: 1-936 (311 amino acids)
Biological process (GO): G protein-coupled receptor signaling pathway
Cellular component (GO): membrane
Molecular function (GO): olfactory receptor activity; G protein-coupled receptor activity
Source: RefSeq, a predicted model, not a curated record
AUGGUUUCAAGAAAUGACACCGCGGUUGCAGAAUUUAUUCUUCUUGGACUGUCUAGUGAUUCGAAGACUCAAGUUAUUCUUUUUUUUAUCAUUAUGGUUGGGUAUUUGAUCAUUUUGAAUGGAAACAUUCUUAUCAUUAUUCUAAUUUUAACAGACAUCAAUCUUCAUAAACCUAUGUAUUUCUUUCUUUCAAACCUUUCUUUUUUGGAUCUCUGUUUUUCAACUUCGAUCAUUCCAAGGAUGCUGAGAGAUUUGGUGUCAGUAAAAAAGACAAUCUCUUAUGCAGAAUGUGCAACACAGCUGUACAUGUCUCUCUCCUUAGGGCAAACUGAGUGUAUUCUGCUGUCCAUAAUGGCAUAUGAUCGUUAUGUAGCUAUAUGUUUUGCAUUACACUACACUACCAUCAUGAGUAAGAGUAUCUGUUUUAGAAUAGCUGCUAUCACGUGGAUAUGUGGUUUCCUUUUUCCUAUUUCACAAGUGGCAUUUACUCUCAAUGUAAAUCUUUGUGGAAAAAAUAAAAUAAAUCAUUUUCUAUGUGAAGUACCAGAAAUCUUAUCUAUGGCUUGUGAAAAUACUAUCUUCAUUGAAUGCAUUACUUUUGCAGUUGGUGUGGUUAUUCUUAUGAUACCCGUCACAUUUAUUGUAGUGUCAUAUAUUAAAAUUAUCUCAAGUAUCCUUAAAAUUGCAUCAUCAGCUGGACAAAGGAAAGCCUUUUCUACAUGUGGAUCUCAUAUGAUAGUUGUAAUAAUAUUUUAUGGUUCAGCGACAGCUGCCUACAUGAAACCUAGAUCGAGUUCAACACCAGACACAGACAAAGUGAUUGCCAUCUUUUAUGUCAUAGUAACACCGAUGUUAAAUCCUAUCAUUUAUACUCUUAGAAAUAAUGACGUUAAAUCUGCAUUUCUAAAGUUCAGACGUAGAUAUUCUUCCUGCUGAUAAUAUAAAAAGUAUCUAUAUAGUUUUAAGAUGAUUGUUGUCUCAUUCUUCAUAUU